Messenger RNA from Protopterus annectens (West African lungfish), 1779 nucleotides. It is a transcript of the gene RAB9A, whose product is annotated as RAB9A, member RAS oncogene family. Gene Ontology annotation, molecular function: GTPase activity; GTP binding. Gene Ontology annotation, biological process: retrograde transport, endosome to Golgi; Rab protein signal transduction. The transcript is spliced from 4 exons. Bases 202 to 807 code for a protein of 201 amino acids. The record is from RefSeq and is a predicted model, not a curated record. NCBI's taxonomy places the organism in Eukaryota, Metazoa, Chordata, Ceratodontiformes, Protopteridae. Gene Ontology annotation, cellular component: late endosome; lysosome; phagocytic vesicle.
GUUUAGGUCAUAUGGAAUGGAGUCUCUCUGAAGUUUGAUCAGUGGAAUCUGCUUUACCUUUGGACCAAAGGACUUGACAGUAAUUUGACAAAUGACUGACAGUAUUUGGAGUCCUAUGUUGAGCUAAUUUAUAAGGUGUUGAAGGAUGCUUUAAAGUAAAGCAGAUUUCUUCGACUGGCAGUGGAUUUUGUAGCAACAGUUAUGGCUGGAAAAUCAUCCCUACUUAAAGUAAUCUUGUUGGGAGAUGGUGGUGUGGGGAAAAGUUCUCUCAUGAACAGAUAUGUCACUAACAAAUUUGAUGCACAGCUGUUUCACACAAUAGGAGUGGAAUUUUUAAAUAAAGACUUGGAAGUAGAUGGCCAGUUUGUUACAAUGCAGAUCUGGGAUACAGCAGGUCAAGAGAGGUUUAGGAGUUUACGAACUCCUUUUUAUCGAGGUUCUGACUGUUGUCUUCUUACAUUUAGUGUAGAUGACCAUCAGAGCUUCAAAAAUCUUGGCAACUGGAAGAAAGAAUUUAUUUAUUAUGCAGAUGUCAAGGAACCAGAGAGCUUUCCAUUUGUAAUAUUAGGGAACAAAGUGGAUGUCAGUGAGAGGCAGGUGUCUACAGAAGAUGCCCAGAUUUGGUGCAAGGAAAAUGGCAAUCACCCCUACUUUGAAACAAGUGCAAAAGAUGCUAUCAAUGUUUUUAUAGCCUUUGAAGAAGCUGUGCGGAGAGUUCUUGCAAAUGAAGAUAGAUGUGAUAACCUGAUACAUACAGACACUGUCCGUCUUCACAGAAAGCCAAAGUCUAGUUCUUCUUGCUGUUAACUGGACAUUUUUCAGAAUUGCAUGCAGAAGUAUGGAACACAUGAACACGGGAUCUUUGAAGGAGAAAAAUUGCAAGGAAAGUUGAUCAGUGUAAAGUUGUCUUAAAAAUAAGGUGUUUUUCUCAGUUGUCCUGUUCAAGGCAGCACAUGUUUUUGCAGCCCCAUUUUCUUUUAUUACAGCAAUAUGAAUAAAUUAUUUUAAAUGUUUGCAACUUGGGAAAAUUCAAAGCACUACUAUAAAUCGAGGUUUGUUUGGAAAUAUUAAAUGUAUACAAAAAUUAGUGGAAAUCCUGUAUUGUUAAAUUAAAAACGCUCACAGAAUAUUUUAUAAUGAAACUUUAAAUGCCUUAAUCUGGAUGCAUCUCUGUUCUUUUCCUGCAGUUGUAAACAUUUACAUGGACAGCUGCAUUAAGUUGUGGAUGAUUCAUUUAUGUUAAAAUGUACAGUAUAUUAAUAUUAAUCAAAUAAAAAUACUGUGUACUAUUCCACAUUUAAUUAAAUGUAAGCAGAAAAGAAAUGCUUUAUGCACCAAGAUCUAUUCUGAGCCUAAAUUCUAGUUAUUCAUGUCUUUCUGUUAUUUAUAACUGAAAUUCAUCAAACUUACUUGAAAUUCCUUCAUGCAGAUUAUUUUCUUAGUGCCAUUUUGUUGCCUUUAAAUUACCAUAUUUUAACCUUGGAAAAAUGUGCACCAGUAUUAAUAAGAUUUGCAAAGUAAAAGUGCCAUUUCACUGACAUUGCACAGUUUACAGGAGUCUUUGGACAGUUAGUGUUUAGAAUGUAGUGUGAACUACUUUAUGAAAUGACGGACUGUAUUGACUUCCUCUGUAAUUACUUUAUCUUCUGUUGAGCAUGCUUGCUCCCUAAAUUGUCUCAUAACUGCUGUUUAUAGCCAUUUGUUUGUUAGCUGUGUUUUUCCAUAAUUGGAUCAUAUUGCAGUAAAAAAAAGUUUCUGUAGCUUUUGCUGAUUAGCUAA